AUGACGCCUCGCGGCCUCAGGCGGAUAGCAUGGAUGGUCGCGCUCAUUUUGGUGGCGUUGCACGCCGCGAGGGCGAUGCCAGAGGCGCCCAAUGCUCUCGACCCUUCCCUCCUCUCCCGGGACGAGCGUGCCUCCCGGGGCGACUCCGGUCAGUCUGUGGGCUUGUCCGGAGAUCAUGCUGACGCCCCGGGGCCGAAAGCGGGCCGGGGUCGGCGGCGCGCCGAGGAAGGGGGGUGGGCCACUUUUGCGCCAGAGGACCACUUCGUGACGAAGCAACAAGACCCCGGCGAUGCCGCGGUGUGCGAGAUCUACAAGCAGCCGGGGAACGGACCCGGGCACCUGGAGAUCGAGGUCGUCAACUACGGCGCCGAGCAGCUCGAGUUCACGGUCGACGUGAAGAUGCACGGCGAGCGCGCAGAGGACUCGAUACCGUGCGGGGAGUGCGUGACCAUCACGCCGGCGAGCGGGAGCAUCCCCGCCGCCGGCGACGACGAAGGACACCAGUAUCAGAUCUUCGACCUGCACAUCACGCCGGAGGGCCGGGAGGAGCUCGGUGAGGCGCAGGCGCUGCGCAUUGAGGUCUGGUCAACAGCGGACCAUUUGCGUGCGUGCGAGACCGAGGCCACCGUGCGCUCGGCGUUCCCGCCUCGCCCCGACGACAACGACGAUGGCGAUGACGACGGCGAAGACGACGGGCCCGGCAAGAGCAGCGGGGCAGGGAGCGGCGACGACAGCGACCCUGGCACCCGCGGCAGCGGAGCGGAGGAUCCCGGCGAGGAUCCCGAAGCGCCGCCUGAAGACACAGAGCCGCCGCCGGAGGACACGGAGCCCCCCACGGAGCCCACCGAACCGCCUCCGUCACCAACUGAGGCGCCUCCCGAACCCACAGAGGCGCCGCCCGAACCCACGGAGGCGCCGCCCGAGCCCACACAGGCGCCGCCUGAGCCCACAGAGGCGCCAGCUGCUGGCGGUGACGACAACGACCCGAGCAAGCGCGGCGGUGGCGACGACGGGGAUGGUGGCGACGACGAUGACGGUGGACAGUCGCCGCACGGCUCGGACGACGACGACGACGACGGCAGUGGCGGCAGCGGGCACCCCUGGGACGGAAGUGGGGACGACGCUGGUGGCUCGGGCGCGAGCGGAUACUUGUACCUGGUCGGGCUGGCGGGCAUCGGCGGCCUGGGCCUGUUCGUGUAUCACAAGCUGAAGAAGCCCUCGCACGGGGGCGCGGGCGGUCGAUCGGGCGACGGCGGCGGCGGCGGCGGUGCACGCAACGAGAUCCAGAUGCAGCCUGUCGGGGAGGACACAGCGCUGCUGGCCAAGGGGGGGAGUGGCGGACGGCCCGGGGAGGGGUACAACGGCGCGGGCGCGAAUGGGGACGGCUGGGACGAGGAGUGGGGCCAGGAGAGCGAUACGUGGGGGAAGAGCGGCGCCGGCGCCGGCGCCGCGAAGGCCGAUCCAGCGGACGGCUGGGACGGGGUCGACUGGGGGGACGACGACGACGGUGUGGGGACGCCGGCGCCCCCUGCGGCGGCCGCGUCGAGCGCGCGCCCGCGGUCGACGCCGCGGUCGGGGCUGAAGCUCGGGGCGAAGAAGUUGAAGGACUGA
This is a messenger RNA of Pedinophyceae sp. YPF-701, 1611 nucleotides long. Lineage: Eukaryota; Viridiplantae; Chlorophyta; Pedinophyceae. The record is from the annotation of a GenBank genome assembly.